ACCCUCCCUGCACCACAUAAGUACAGCACAGUCAGGUGUCAUGGAGCGCAUUAUGUUAUUACCUUUCUCGUUUGUGCGUGCACGUAAACUACUUUGGAGUGAGCGAUAAGGAGUCAUGAAUCGGCCAUACGAGUGGGGGCUUUCGGCCAAGCAAAUGCUGGAGGAGGACUUUUUCAUCGACUACGGCGGGGAGGAAAUAGUCGAUUACCAAGACCCCGGUCAGCUUGUAGCCGCUUUGAAACAAAAGGAGGAAGAGGUUAUUUUGGCUGCCCAGUUGGGGAACGGGUUGCUCCUGGAAAACCGUCAACUCAAAGAGCAGAGGGACAAACUACAUGAGAGCUACGUUGAUAAGCUGGAGGAGCUGGAACAGAGCAACCAUGAGCUACGCUUGAAGCUGGAAAACUGCCAGUCUGAGUGGGAGAGUCAGGUGGGCUACCUGGAGAGGGAUGCAAGGGAGUUGAGUGCUCAGGUGCAGCAGCUCACUCAGGCCUUGUACCAGGCUGAGAGGGACAAGACACAAGCUCAGAUGGAUUACAGUGACAACACACAGCGACUGAAGGAGGAGCUCAAAACUGCAGUAGAGGUGGAGAGGGUGAUGUCCAGUGAGUUGCAGAUGAUUAAGCAAGACCUGAAAAAACCCACAAAUCACAACAAGCCUCAGGACGAGGAGGUGAUCAGCGCCAUGCGAGAACAGGUGUUGCGCCUCACGCAAAGGGAACAGGAGCUGGAGGAGCGUUUGGAGAGGGUUUGUCAGGAGAAUGCUCAGCUGAGAGCCAACUUGGCCUCUUUGAACUCGCGUCUGGCUAUGCACGACCAACUCAACCAACAGCAUAACCAACGGCUCGCUGAAGCUUUACAGGAGCUGGAAGUGGCGCAAGGUCGCUCACAGGAGCUUCAAGCCCAGGUGGAGGAGCUCGAAGAACGGGUAUCCUUACAAGAAUCCAGGAGCCUUGGCGAUUCAUCCCUGCUUUCCGAGUUGGACAUGGCUGACCUAGGAGUCAGUAAAGAAGAGCUAACUGAAGAAUUGGGAUCGAUCUGUAAGUUACUACUGCCACUGGCCCAGAACAGUGUGACAUGUGCGGCUACAGAUCAAGAGCAGAGCCUGAAGGGUGCUCUGGACCAACUGAAGACAGUGGCCCAAAGUCUGACACAGGCCUCGGGAGCAAAGAAGUUGCAGCAGCAGCAGCAGCAGCAGCAGCAGGAGAAUGCUGCAAUGAGGCAGAAACUGCAGAGCGUCAAGCAGCAGGCUGAAGUCACCCAACAGGCCAUCAGAGACAGAGAUGAAGCCAUUGCCAAGAAAACGCUGAUGGAGGCCGAGUUGGUCCGGAGUAAAAACGAAAUGAUGUCUCUCAACAACCAAUUAUUAGAUGCUAUUCAGCGUAAACUGGAGCUUUCACAGGAAUUGGAGGCCUGGCAGGACGACAUCCAGAUCGUCAUCAACCAGCAGCUGAGGUCACAGCAGCAGUCGGAACAGCCUCAGAAAAAGAUCACCUCACAAGGAAUGUCAUUUUUCCGCAAGUCCCACAGGACCACUUUCCCUUGGGGUGUAGAUGCCAAUCAGGACAAGGCCCAGUCCCCGUGGCGGGACUGGUUAAGACGAGGCAAAGGGACAUCAUAUACCAAGUAAAUAACUGCGUGGCCUCCAUCUACUUGCUGGUUGCUCAGAAGAAUCACUCGAAAAUGAUGGAUGGUGGAUGUUUGAUGAAAAAAGAACAAUGUAGACACUUGUGAUCACAGACACUUGUGAUCAAAUGAACAACAAAGCACAUUUAAAGUAAAGCUUCUUUCUAUUGUGACCAACCCUGGAACAUUUUUUUUCUCACUGUGGUUUUGUUUAACAUUGUAAAUAAUGUUUGUUAUUUUUGGAAUACUGAUGAUUUUGUAAAUGUCUUUGCUUUUGUUGCUUUGUAUGGCAUAUUUCAGAGAGGCAGCUGGGAUUUUGCUAUUGUGAGUUAAUGAAAAAAAGGGAGGACCAGGGAAUAAGGACAAAACAAUGCAAUUGUACUGUUAUUGUUUUUUAACUUGCCAAGCUAAAAGUUCAAGUUACAUUGUCUUCUCUCAGUUUCCCCAAAAGAGGCAAAAGUAACAUUCUCAAAUAAUUCCAGAAAGUACUUUUGAGAAAUCGCCUACUUUUGCACCAUUUGUAUUUGGGUGUCUGUAUGGGUGUGUUAAAUAUAAGAUAUUUAACACAUUUAAAAAGUCAUUUUUUUUGUUUAUCAAUAACUUAUUAACUAUUAUCAUCAACCAUGGCAUUGUUUAAUUGAAAAUGUGACAACAAUUUAGAACGACUUCUGAUUGUCAUGUCCAAUAAACCUUUCCACGUCUCA
Molecule: messenger RNA, 2327 nt
Organism: Syngnathus typhle (broad-nosed pipefish)
Lineage: Eukaryota; Metazoa; Chordata; Actinopteri; Syngnathiformes; Syngnathidae
Product: BICD family-like cargo adapter 1
Exons: 9
Coding region: 116-1627 (503 amino acids)
Biological process (GO): vesicle transport along microtubule; Golgi to secretory granule transport
Source: RefSeq, a predicted model, not a curated record